Messenger RNA from Solea solea (common sole), 3572 nucleotides. RefSeq names its product MSL complex subunit 1b (gene msl1b). The record is from RefSeq and is a predicted model, not a curated record. Gene Ontology annotation, cellular component: MSL complex. NCBI's taxonomy places the organism in Eukaryota, Metazoa, Chordata, Actinopteri, Pleuronectiformes, Soleidae. The transcript is spliced from 9 exons. The coding region runs from base 311 to 1915 and encodes 534 amino acids.
ACGAGCGUGGGCUGUGGGCGUGUGUUACGUUGCCUUCGUUUUAGUCGCGUUUCUCCGAGGCGCAUUUUUAUUGGCGAAGCUAACCGGCUAGCGUUAGCCAGCUAGCUAGCUGUUAUUGUUUUUCGCGAGAACCAAAAUGGAGGAGCAGGCUGUUGCCUGUGUCCUAUACAGCCACUCCCGAGUCCUCGUGUGGCGUCUCCUCUCCGGUCCUUGCUAAUGUUAACAGUUGCUGGGUGCACAUGGGAACCACAUAGCUGUGGUUGAAUUGCAUCGCCGAGGCGUUGCAUGAUGAAAUGUCCCUGUGUUCGCCAUGACUCUGAGGUCCACGUUGUUUCCAAAGACGGGAUCUAAGCAGAGCACUGACGCCGUCCACUUGGAGCAGUCACACGCUGGGACCGCCACCGCGAGUCCUGUUUGCGUGAAGAGGGAGUCCUGUGACUUUGUUCUAAAUGUUCAAAACGUGCAGGGGGGCCUGAUCCCGAGCAAAUCACAGGUCUUAGACCAGAACUACAUGACAAGCAAAGUUGCUCUCGCUGCCUCAGUUUCAGAAUUGGUUCAAGGAGACAAUAUAAGCGUGGGGAUAUUGUCCCCUGUCAGACCGAUGGGGGGUGAGGGAACCCCGGUGAAAGGUAAACCCCUCUCUGUUGACAACAUGGAUAACCCUCAGAUGGCGGUGAACAAUAACCCUAAGGAUGCUGGUGCUGAUGAUAGUGCAAAGGGGGUUGUCCCUGGAGUUGUUGGCACUGCAUCCAUUGAACUCUCUUCUGAGGGCAAAUGGAGGAACAUCAGAAAGACCCCUGCCAAUCCCCACACACAGGCCAACUGCCUCAGACAGAUUCUCCUGCUGCAGCUGGAUCUUAUUGAACAGCAGCAACAGCAGCUGCAAUCCAAGGACAAGGAGAUAGAUGAGCUCAAAGCUGAUAAGGAAACGCUGCUUGCACGUAUUGAGCGUAUGGAACGUCGCCUGCAACUCACAAGGAAGGACCCACCACGUGACAAGCGCCUUUUCCAACCCCUGGAGCCAUGGACUCCAGACAAAGAGGAUAUAUGGGAUCUGGAUGUAGAGGAGAAUCCACAGUCCAACCAGGCCACAUCACUCCCCUUUAGUAGGGGUGGUAAAGGUCAGAAAAGGAAGUCUUGCUUUGGGGAUGCAAAAAACCAGAAAUGUCGGGGCAAAAGUGCUAAGCUUAGCCCCCAUAAAUCUGAAAUUCCGCCUGGCUCUCCAAAUCAAAGAGAGCUGCGCAGUAAGGAAACCCCUGAGAAGAUGGUUCCCACAAGGUCUGGGGCAGAAAGGGACAUUUCACUUCCAUUUAAAGAGGAGUCUGAGCUAAGCUGCCAGAUGGAAGAUCUGCCCUUUAUGUCAACCACAGAGAUGUAUCUCUGUUGCUGGAACCAACCUCCACUGUCCCCUCUGCGUGAGACUUCCCCUAAAAAGGAGGAAGAGGUGGCCAGUGAGUGGACUCCUCAUGUAGUUCAUGAUAUGCUGAUUGUUUUUCCAUCCUGGAGAGAAAAUUACAUUGAACCUUUGGAAGACGAUGACGACAUCACCUCUACUGAGCCGCUGGAUGAUGGUGUGUUUUUGAAACGCCAUGCGAAGCUGGAGUUGGAUGAAAAGAGGAGGAAAAGAUGGGACAUUCAGCGAAUCAGAGAGCAGCGCAUGUUUCAGCGCUUGCAGCAGCGCAUGAACCGGAAGAAAGUGGUCCAGGAGACUGAGCCAGAGCUUUCAUCCUUCUAUCCUGACACUGAAGAUGUUGAGGCUAUAGUGAUCACUCCCUUCUUGCCUGUGGUUGCUUUUGGUCGGCCGUUGCCCAAACUCUCUCAACAGAACUUUGAGCUGCCCUGGCUGGAUGACCGGAGCCGAUGUCGCAUCGAGGUUCCCAAAAAACACACGCCUCACCGGACCUGUCGGAAGUGAACCCCCCCCCCCCCCCCCCUGACAUUAACAGCAGAGCGCCACAGCUCACUCACAGAUUAUAAAAUACACAUAGUGUUGUUUGUGGUCGGCACACAAAUCAUCAGUCAUGAUUAUCUCCUGCAGAGUAUUAAAGACAGGAUGGGAGAUAGCUGUGACAUUCAAUGUUCUUGAUAUUUCCAGUUUCAUUUACACCUUUGAGUGGAAGGAAGUCUCCGCUUCCUUACUUGAUGCUCAAAGACCGCAGUACCCCUGUCAGCAGCUGGUGGAGAUUACACAUAAGUCCUAGAAAAUAUAACAGUUAUAUGCAUGUUCUGCAACAUGGUUGAGAUACAUUUGUCCAGAGCUGUGUCAUCCAAAAAACUGACAUUUUGUCUCCAAGAAAAGUGGAGAUUCUGUCAGUUUUUAAUUCAUAGUGUGGUGACAGGAAUAACAAGGGACUCUUGGGGGGGCAGGGGAAAUAUUUGUUGUCAUUUAGGCUGGAAAAAAAUGGAUCUCAAACUGAUCUUAAGCAACGCAGCCAUGACGUUCUGCUCUGGACAGCUGUAUCACACCCAUUCUUCCUGCCUAAGUGGAAAAAAUAUGUCAACAUUUGACUGUGUCGUGCAGUGUAUUGCCUAUAUUGUUCAACACACAACUUCAAAUAAGAUUAUAUCAAUGUUUAAUGUGAUAUCUGGAGUUUUGAGCCACACUCAGCAUGUUAUAUUUAAAAAAAAAAGGAAAAAGAAGCAGCUAUUGAAUCAAUUCAUUGUAGGGAAACAAUUCUAAAAGCAACCAUGUGAUUGUUGUGAUAUUUGGGGGUUUUGCUUCAUGAAAACCAAGGCACAGAACAUUAGAUGGGUGGUGAACUUGAAAUGAAAUCCACUGACCUGUCAUGUUUUGUUGCUUAUACUUUUCUUUGUUCUGUGAAUUGCAUGGCUGUGUCAAAAAGGUGGUAGCAUGGCUUAACCCCAGAAUGGAGAGUAACUGCUGCUCAGUGGGCUGCCAAAACUACAAAAAUAUAGUUGGAAGCAUGAUUCCUCCCUGGCUGCUCUGUUCUGAUGGUGGGGCCAGUUCAUCACCACCAUGAGGCAAUCUGAUGAUAGCAAGUUCAGUUUACAUCUUAAUUUUUUUCGUGUGUUCCAAUCUUCACCACGCGCUUUUACAUCCAGGAGAUAUUCUACGAGUUAUGUGAAUGCAUUGAUCUCUUUUAAGGAUGUGGUUAGCUGACAUCCAAACCGAACCAGAUUAGAUGAUUAAUAAGCUUUGAUAGCUGUAGUUCUAGCAAUGUUCACCAGUAUGCUCUUUAACAUGCUGCCAGUUAAUCUCUCCCUGUCUUGACUUUAACCUCAGUCACGAUCGCAGUGUUUGAUUUCUGCCUGCGUUUCCUUUCUCGCUGCGUUCUGUUCACCCUCGUUAACAUAUGCAACGGCUUUAUGCAGCUUGUGUACGUCGGCUGCCAGGUGUGUGUUCGUGUCGGCAGGCUGGAAAUACAAAGUUGAUCUUUCUUUCCUGUACAUAGCUUUCGGAAAACAAAUGUACAUAAAACAUGGCUGUUAUUUUUUUAUUAUUUAAUGUCAGAAGUGUUGAUUACAUUUAAUAUUGUUCUAUGAUUGUGUGUUGACAAAUUGACAGUUUUGAAAGUUGCAUUUUCUUUUGGAAUAAAAUUACUUCUCUAUGA